Messenger RNA from Centropristis striata (black sea bass), 2128 nucleotides. It is a transcript of the gene hmx3a, whose product is annotated as H6 family homeobox 3a. The coding region runs from base 339 to 1250 and encodes 303 amino acids. The transcript is spliced from 4 exons. Gene Ontology annotation, molecular function: DNA-binding transcription factor activity, RNA polymerase II-specific; RNA polymerase II transcription regulatory region sequence-specific DNA binding. Gene Ontology annotation, biological process: regulation of transcription by RNA polymerase II. Gene Ontology annotation, cellular component: nucleus. NCBI's taxonomy places the organism in Eukaryota, Metazoa, Chordata, Actinopteri, Perciformes, Serranidae. The record is from RefSeq and is a predicted model, not a curated record.
AAAUUCAACGUUCCCGCGUAGGAAGGUUCCCACCAGUAACGCUGUGCUCAAUAUACAAAUAAAACAAACAGUUGCCUACAUAGCAUGAAAUCGACAAAACAUUAUCAUUCGACAUUUGUUAAGUACAUAAUGAAUCGAAAACGCACCUAUCCGCCAUGUUUUAUGUUUCUGGCGAAGUUAUCAAUUUGGAGAGUUGACAAGACCAAGAACCUUUUAGAGAGGAUCAGGUAAACAUAAUCCUGGACCUGCUGUUGUUUGGUCACAUGUGACUACAUUUCAACAUCUGGACACUAGAUGGCGCACAUGUCUCAGUGGUGAAAGAGACCACAAACACAGCGAUGCCAGAGACAACGCAAGAGACGUGCGCUUCGGCCAAGGACUCUCCUUUCUUCAUUAAGAACCUGCUGAACUGUGAUAGCAAACCGUCCAAACCCAAGCCCGUGCUGGCUGCCACCAAGGCCGCCCUGGAGGGAGGAUUUUCCCUUUCCCAGGUCGGAGACUUCAACUUUCCCCGCUUUGACCUGCCGGCACAGAGGUUCAGUCUACCGGCUCACUACUUGGAGCGCACCUCGGCGUGGUGGUACCCCUACACCCUCAGCUCCUCCGCCCACCUGCACAGAACCGAAGUCGCCGACAAACUAGCAGCCAGAGACUCCUCUCCAACCUCGGGCACGGACAGAGACUCGCCAGACCUGGUUCUCAAAUCCGAGCCGGACGUCAAAGACGAGGACGAGGACGACGAGCACAACAACAGCAAAAGUGGCGACGAGAUAAUCCUGGAGGAGAGUGACACAGACGAAGCCAAAAAAGACGAGCUGGAGGAGUGGAAGAAGAGGGACGACGACAAGAAGCCGUGCCGCAAAAAGAAGACGCGCACGGUUUUCUCCCGGAGCCAGGUGUUCCAGCUGGAGUCCACCUUCGACAUGAAGCGGUACCUGAGCAGCUCGGAGCGGGCCGGCCUGGCCGCGUCCCUGCAUUUGACGGAGACGCAGGUGAAGAUCUGGUUCCAGAACAGGAGGAACAAGUGGAAAAGGCAGCUGGCCGCGGAGCUGGAGGCCGCCAACCUGAGCCACGCCGCGGCGCAGAGGAUAGUCCGGGUGCCCAUCCUGUACCACGAGAACUCGGCCUCGGAGGGCGGAGGCGCCGGUGCCAACGUGCCCGUGAGCCAGCCGCUGCUCACCUUCCCGCACCCGGGCGUCUACUACUCCCAUCCCAUCGUCACAUCCGUGCCGCUGCUCAGACCGGUUUGAAAAUAGCUGAAAAAUCAUCUGAAAAGUAAAAAAAAAAAAGAAGAAAAAAAAAAGAACUUAAUAUUUUUUUAAACUGACUGAAUGAAGAAAAAAAAGAAAGAAAAGAGACACACUGUCAGGCCUACAUGGACCUAUUUUGGCAAAUAUAUUGUGUCAUUUUACAAAAGGGUGCCGUUUACACGUGAUCCAAUUCAAAUCGCAUUUUUAUAUUAUUAUUAAUAUUAUUAUUAUCACCUCAGGAGUCCACCUGCUUACACUGCCUGAUGAGUGUCUUAUUUUUUUCCAUAUACUUUUUUUUACACUGUUUCUGGACAAGCCAACUGCUCUAUUUUCUCUCUCUCUUUUUAACCUUGUUUACAAAACUCGGCGGCCUCGAGGCGCAGGCCUGCUUAUCAUUUGACACCAUUAUUUGAUUUUAUUUACAUUUUCCAGAACUCAUAACGCGAUGAUGUGCAAUACACUGACGGUGUGCUGUGAAUGAAUGACUCCACUAAACGGGAAACAUGUUUUGUCAUCUAUUAUUGAUGAGGCUUUGUUGUAAUUUCUCUUUUCGCCCUUUUUUAAAAGACAAUCAAGACACUGUCAGCUGUAAAAUACCAUGUAGCUUUAUGUUUAGUUUUAGUGAUCCUCACUCUUGUGCCCUCUUUGGACGCGUCUUUCAAGCACAAGUGUGAGCUCCCAAUGUCUCUGAAUCUACUUUGUGUUUUUGAACAGGAGCGGCAGAAAUAUCGACUACACUGGUGUAAAAAAAAUCUGUAAAUGUAUAUAUUUAAUGAGGCACGAGGAGAGGAGCUGCCACUUCUCCUUUGUACAGUAAAACAACGUUUUGAUAUUGUAUUGCUGAACCAUGUUGUGAAAUAAAUGGAGAAUAUUCCUUA